AUGGAUCGAUCAAAAGGGGUCAGUAGUGGCAGCAGCAGCAACAUUGGAGACAGAAAUGCAGCCUUCUCUGCGUAUGGCAGACCAGAUCAUGAAAAGGAUGGCGUUGCGGCGGGCGAUGAUUCCACUGAAAUAAGCAUUUUUGAGGCCCAGAAGUACUUCAACGAGACCAUCAUUGAUGCCCAAAAGGUGACCAACAACACGAAGAACAAUAAUCCUGCUACUGCUAUCAAUUACAGAGCAGUUUCAUCUCAUUUGGGCAACAAUGUCACCGUCGACAACAUGGAGCAGCCCCCCAGAUUCUCGUGGGCUUCCUCAUCCGUUCAUGAUGAGUACUCCAGUAUUAACAUGGCACGGAAUAACUACAGAGCCCGGUCUUUCCAUGCUGCUGCUACGCCGACGGCUUCAUCUGAAGCCAGUUGGAACAGCCAGACUGGUUUGUUAUCCCAUCCUGCUGGUACAGUUGCAGUUUCAUUGCGGAGUCCUACGCAACACCAUGAUCAGAAGAAAAGUAGAGGAAUGGCGCCAUCGCCGUCGUCUUCUUCGUCUUCUCCGAGGGUGAGGUGGUUUAGUUUUCCGAGAAGAUGUCCAUGCUCAAGCAAGAAAUCAGUUCGAGUUGAAGAUAAAAUGUCCUCAUCACAGCAACCGGCUAAGACAACCUCACCAUCACAUUUCCCAGCAGCAGCCCCCAGAAGUAUUUCCUUGGAUCUCAGAAAUCAAACACCUAUGUCGAAAUCGGUGAUGGCAGCGCGUGAAGACCAGCAUGUGAUGUGGGGCGAAGAACGUCGUCGUCGUUGGGAGGAGCAGCUGACAAUUAAGUUACCCUCAGCUGGAAACCCUCAUAAUCGUUUAUGCAGGCCACUUCCUGCUGCUGGGGAGUUGCAACCUCAACAUACCAACGCCUUUAGUUUUCCCAUAUUGAAACUGAACGGGAGGGGCACAUCGUGGUCCUCAUCGUCCCCAGUGUUGAAGUUGCAGCAGCCUGCAACUUUAAAACAAGAACCAGCUCUGGUAAGAGAAGGUGCGGAACCCUUGACUACUAGUGUUGAAGAACAAUCAUCCACAACUAUUUCAAUCCGCAAGCCUACUAUUACUGAUCACUCAAGUACUACUGGUCUCACAUUCCCUGGAAGUCCUCCCAAAUCCAGAGUGAUUAUGAACAAUGACGACGAUUUGGGAAGCGACGCAAGUUCUGACUUAUUUGAGAUUGAAAGCUUCUCUGCUAGUACUCAAACAACAGCUACUGCCAACAACUACACAUCAGCGUUGUACCACCAGUACAACAACUACCGCAGGGACUCAAUGGAAGAUGAUGCUCCCAGUUUUAAUGCUAUUAGAGGUUUGUAUCGCCGGAGAAGCAGCUUAGAUAUCGAGCCAAUGACGCCUUCAUCAGCCGAUCAGUACUGCUACGAGCCUAGUGAAGCAAGCAUAGACUGGAGUGUGACCACCGCAGAGGGGUUGGACCGGCCCAGCACAUCGUCGGAAGCAGAUUACCAUCACGAUGAGCUGGAAAAGACUAGCAGAUCACGACGGUCGUCGUCAGCAGGGGGGAGUUAUGGGUUGUUGAGCUGUCGAUGGGAGAAGGCGGUGAGCGUGGGGCCUAACCCAGUGAGACUAGUGAGUAGUGGUGGCGCUGCUGUGGCUGUUGGUGAUGAGGUGAUGAAGCAUGUGGGGAGUAGGCCACCCUUACCCAAUAAACCACGCAGCUCUCAUUUGUCUAAUCCUCAUGCAACAUCAUUCUAUGCAUAGAUGCAACAGAUGCAGCAGCCUCCUGUUCCCAUCUCUCGUCUUAUUCUCCCAUGCUUUGCUUUCCUUUCCCUUUGGAUAAAGCGUGUGAUAUGUUUUCUUUCAUUCAAAUUGAAAUUGUGUGUCCACUUGCAUCGAUGAUUGAAACGUCGAAUAGUUCUUUGAUUUUAUUCCUUAUAUUUCACCCUUCUACAAUCCCAUCCACAUGCUGCUUAGCUCGUAUCUUGUCAUUCUUGUGUCCCAAGGC
Molecule: messenger RNA, 1990 nt
Organism: Argentina anserina (silverweed cinquefoil)
Lineage: Eukaryota; Viridiplantae; Streptophyta; Magnoliopsida; Rosales; Rosaceae
Product: protein PHYTOCHROME KINASE SUBSTRATE 4
Exons: 1
Coding region: 1-1746 (581 amino acids)
Biological process (GO): phototropism
Source: RefSeq, a predicted model, not a curated record